GCUAAACUCCUCGCGAUUAGACCUUCCCGUGCACGUUCCUAUCUUACGUCCGUGAUGGCGGCUGUACCUGAUAUGUCGCACCUCACCCCCGAGGAGAGGAGCACCAUCGAGGAGGUUAUGAUCAGGCAGAAACAGGAGGAGGAGAAGGAAAAUGAGAUUAUGAGACGAAAACAGGACGAGGUGAAGAUCCUCGAGGAAAGGAUACGGGCCUGUUCGGAGAAACACAAGAAAGCGGGAGUGGAGUUGCACGCCACGUGUCACAUAUGCCUGAAAACCAAGUUCGCCGACGGCGUCGGCCACAUCUGCAACUACUGCAGCAUCCGGUGCUGCGCACGCUGCGGCGGAAAGGUCACUCUACGGUCGAACAAGGUAAUAUGGGUGUGCAUCCUUUGUCGCAAGAAGCAAGAACUGCUGUCGAAGACCGGACAAUGGAUGACGAAGACGGGCCUGGCAACCGGGGACAACGCGAUGCUGCGACGGAUGCAGGACAUGCAGGUGGGUGGUCCUCCGGGACUCGUGGACCAAACUCAGGAUAAAAGACCGAAACUCGAGAGAGCGCACAGCGCGGCCGAAAAGGAGAAUUUGCCAUUGUUACUAAGGAGCGGAAGUCUGCUCAGAAGACAGUACUCUCAGCAAGAGCAAGGUCCAGGGCGUCGAUUGUCCACCAGCGAUAGCGGGGUGGAUAUGUCCGUAUCGCCUCACGCGAGAAGUUUGCCAACGCCACACGUAGCUCCUUCUCAUCAAAUUCAACAAGCGCCGAGACAUCCGGACGCGUACGCCGAGGAUGACCCGAGUUUGUACAGAGGCGAGAUCGACGGUCUUAUGAAACAGCUCAACUACCAGAGACAACGACCGAUCUAUUCGGAUCAGAAUACGGAUCUCGCGAUGACAUAUGGUCAGCCAACGGUAGAAGCCGGUCCACCACGUAGCGCGGUGCAUCCUCCUCAGCAACAUUCGGUGCAUCAAACGCAGAGCGCGCAUCCCCCACAACCGGUGGGUGGACAGGGUGGUCUUCAGCCUCAAAGAAGCUUCAGCAGCAGCGAGGAAGAACGAAGCACACCCGAGUGUGCCAGCGACGAGCCUGACGAGUCCGAGAAGGGGAAGGGGUACUACCACCAUACGGGAGGUCCGAUGUCAAUGUCCGGCAGUGGACGUAGGCACAACGGACCCCACAACGGGCAUCACAACACGAGUGCGAUGACCAUCGAGUAUAACGGUCAUCAUCCACCGCGAGAGCCGCGAAAAGAAGAAAGCACUCUCGUCAGACGGAGCUUCCGAAGGAGCGGCGACGAAUGGCGCGCCGACAGUCGGAGGUUCACGGAGAGAAGGGGGAAAAAGACAGUGCGAUUUGACGGUGGGACCAAUGUCGGCGGCCCUCAGGAGGAUUGGUCUUGGGAGGCCGAUCGGCAGGGUAGCCAAGACAGCGCGACCAAAGACUCCGGAAUAGACACCUCUAGCACGUUCACGAGCAGUGAGGACAGCAACAGGGGCGACCUGCCCAAGCAUCCGUUAUCCUGGCAAAUGAGCAGAGACGGCCAGAAGAUCAUUGGCCACAUGGUGUUGCGGAAGCAACACGGUUCCGGAAGCAGUAGUAGCAUACUCGGGCUCAAAGUCGUCGGCGGGAAACUGUUGGAAGAUGGCUCCAUGGGCGCCGUCAUCGAGAAGGUCAAGGAGGGGAGCACGGCCGACAUCGAAGGUCAACUGAGACCCGGUGACGAGGUGAUCAAGUGGAAUGGCAGGUCCCUUCAGGGCAAGAGUUUCCAAGAAGUUUACGACAUCAUCGCCGAGUCGAGGCAGGAGCCCCAAGUGGAGCUGAUAGUUUCGCGAAAUUUGUCCACGGCGAGCGGUCCGGUGACGAUGCCCGCAGGACCGACGCCCACGACGCCGAUGAGCACCCGGAGGACCGUCGCACAGACCCAGUGGAGACAAAAACACCCGGAGUCGAUGUCCGGACCGCAACAACCGCAUCACAAAGAAUUAUACGACGCGAGGCGCGAGAAACCUUCGGUUUUAGUGACCUCGCCCGGCUCGCCGGAUCUACACGCUCAGGGACGCGCCAGACAUCUACGCCACCCUUCUGGCAACGCGAACGUGGGUGGUAAUCUUCAGCUGAAGCUGAGUUUCGAUCCUAUGGCGCUUCGAUUGAUCGUCACGUUGAUCUGCGCGGCUGGGCUCACGCCCAGGAGCAACGGACAACCUAGAAAUCCCUACGCCAAGAUCUUCCUGCUUCCGGACAAGAGCGAGAAGUCGAAGAGACGCACCAAAACGUUGGCGAACACGAACGACCCUCGCUGGAACCAGACGUUCGUGUACGAGGGUAUCAGGGGUCCAGAACUUCGGAAAAGGGCGCUGGAGAUCACGGUAUGGGAUUACGGAAAGUACGACACGAACGACUUCCUGGGCGAAGCUGUGCUAGAGUUAGCGACCGCUCGGCUGGACGAGGAACCUGAAUGGCUACCUCUGAUCGGCCACGGUGAACAUCGAUACAUUGGAUUCUAUCAGGAGCCCGAUGACAUGGUGAUAACUCCGGUGGACUGCCAUCUCAGUCCACCGUCGACGACGUCGCGGCUGAGCGACUCUGACACUUCCGAAUGCGAUAUCACGGACUGCGACGUCUCCAGGGAGCAAAGGAGAACAGCUGACGGUGCCAGUAUAAGCAGUAUCGGCAGUUCCUCCAGGUUUCAUAAUAUGCCGUCAAAUUAUAAGCGCCACUAUUCUAGCCCCCCGCCGGAAAGGGAACUGUGCCUCGACGGGGAGCAUCGAAGUCGAAGGGACAUGUCGCCGCAGGGCCGUAAACGAGCCGCCCUUAUGAUACGAGACCAACCAGCAUCUAUUUCUGGUUACCAGCCUUAUCGCAAGGAGGAUAUACAUCGAGGAAUGAUGAGCCACAGGUCGCACAGUGCAGCGCCUAUGGACUCUCCGAGCCUUCGGUACCGAGGAAGGUCUCAAAGUCCCACAGGUCAUCGCUCUCUGUCUCCGCCUGAACACAGAUCCAUGCCCUACUCGCACGGCUACGUGCCACCAAGAUUUGGCUCGAGGUCGGCAACUGCCACACCCACAGGAAGUCCCAAGAAAAGACAGUUACCUCUGAUCCCGGCAGCUUUGAAAGAAAGGGCUGCACAGGACCUCGAGGACAGGGCCAGAUUUAUGAGACACCGUAGCAAGCAGGUGCACACGACGUACAGGGGUACAGGCAUAGGUUGGGAAAGACACUAUAGCGGAUUGUCGGAUUCGGAUCUACCCUCGAUAGAUCACGAUCCGUUAUCUUUGCCGCACAGUCACGGUUAUCGAAUGCACAGACCGCGAAGGGGACAUUUAAGUCCCGACAAAGACGUACUCGGGGAUCUCGGUGACUCUGAUAUAGAGAGUAUAGCCUCCGUGACGAGUAGUGCCUUCAGUACGCAAUCGGAACGACCACGUGGAUCUAGGGGACUAAUACCGACAGUUAAAAACGUUUUAAUACCCGGUGUCAUAUCCCCUAUGCCCCUGCCCCCUAGGCGCAAUAGGCGCAGGCACAGACUUAGGGUACCCUGCAGCGAAUGUCACUGUCCGAACAACAAUCCCACCAAGCCCAGGAGCAACAACCCAAGCAAGCACAAUCCCACCCCGCAUCCCCUCGUACGGAGCAAGUCCGCAGUGGUGCGCUCGUUGUACAGAAAGAUGCGUACGCCGUUCACGAGGUCGCAGACCGUCGACGAGAACAUGCUGAGAUAUUACAGCCCGGAGACCAGCGAGUACAGCGUCUCCGAGGGUUACAUGCUCAAGCCAGAGGAGCUAACCGGUAGCUCCAAGAAUCGUAUACCGGAGAUAUACGUGGAGGAUUGCCUUCAGGUCGACUUCAACGAUCGUCUCAUCGAGAAGUUUCGCGACAGGUACUCGUCGCCGUACCUCCUGGACACGGGUAUGCGUAGACGAUCGCGUAGCUGGCAGGAACGUGCCACGGCCAGAUCGACCAAGCCUAGACAGCACCACCAUCUCUUCUCGAGAGGCUUGCACGAUUUGACGGACGAUCUCGGUAUCAGGAACCUGGACAUUAGCAUACGACCGCGCAGGUCCUUUCUGUUCUCGAAAGCCAGGAGCUUCGACUACGACGUUCUGCACGAUACGUACGCUGAUCGUUACAGUUUUGGAUUGGGCGCUGGUCUGCUGUCUCGUCGCGCCAAGAGUUUCGAGUACGACAAUAUCUCGAGCAACAUAUUCAGCGACGAUAGCUUGAGAACCGCCAGGCGAAAGUUGAAAAGAAACCUGGCCAUCAACGACGCGGGAUACGGCGAUAAGAUACCCGCGCUCGGCGAUCAGAGCAAAUCGUACUUCGACUCGAACGGCGACGACAAGGUACCCAAAAGUGUGCUCAAUCGCGACAAAAAUUACGACUACCUGCUGAAACAGGAUCAUAAACCCUUCUACGGUUACGAUUCGGAGUUCAGCUGCGGAGAGACCGAGAUCUACAUGCCGCGUCAGAACAUCGAUCCGAACCUCGCUCGAAAGACCUACCGCUCGCACGAAUUGACCGGAGAGUACUCUUUCAGCAGCGACGAUCAGAUCGGUCUGAGAAACGUCCUCGGCAGGGAGGAUCCUGCCAAACGGAAGUACAUGGACUCGUCUUUCCACGAGCACGAUUCCGCGUUCGGCAGAGACAUGUCGGAGAAACGAACAAAGAAUCUGGACAGCGACAUCUGCGACUCGACCAACGAUCACAUUUACUGCAGUAUCGACGAAGCUUUGGCCUCGGCGGACGGUUACGGUCGCGAAAGAGACUUGACCUGUUCCCCUAUCCACGCCGAUAUGGAGCGCUACGACAAUCAGAGACCCAGCAGUCGGUCUCGAAGAAGAACGAAAAGCAACGAGUCCUACUUGGAGAACGGCUACGACGGCUACGACUGGGACGUGGAUUACGACGAAGGCUUCGUCGACAGAGGUAAAAUGGAGGACUACGAUCAGAGACUGUACGAUUACGAAGACGAGAAUCUACAGGCGUCGAGGACGGACGCGCCGAUGUACGAGGACGAGUACUACGACCGAAGAGAGGACACGCGAGGAAGUGGUCGCAAAAGGAGAACCUCUAGAUACGCGGACGAGUACUUCGACGACUACAGGGACUACCGUUCCGCCGAGGAGUACGAUUACCAAGCGCACAGUGGUCCAGUGUACAGGGACUACCAAGACAACACGGUACCUCGAAGAAGGCGACGGAGGAGCAGAAGAGAGAGCAGAGAAACGAGCAUCGGCGUGUACGAGAACCUGCAACCGUAUCGAGACACGGUCUGCUCCGGCAAAGACAGUCUUACUGUUCCGAGCUUCACGGAGAGCAAGAGAAUGAUGCUGCAGCGAGCGGAAUCGUCGCCCGUUCUGCGCUCCGACGAGGAAUUAAGCUCCGCGGAGAGAGCGGAAAGAGCCAGACGGCUGUACAGACGCAGAAGGAACAGCAGCUGCCCCGAAGCCAGAGAGAUCCGAUACUACGAUACGCCUCGAAGGAAAGACGAAGAGAGAAGCACGAACUUUAUUCUGGACUCGGACGAGGAGUUCGGUUCGAUGGAGACGGUCGUGUGCGCGGACUGUUUCCGUCAAAAGGGCGAUACGGGUAUGGUUAGCGACGGUAGAGCGGGCGGGUACUACGAUGAGGGACGGGAGAGGGACAGUUGUUACGUAGACUCGAGAUACGACUACGAGGACACUCGAACUCGCGACUAUCCGGAAACUUGCGAACUGGCUAGGUCGGGAUCGUUACGGUCGCAGUAUCGGGGUAGGCGCAAGAGUAGUUGUCCAGAGUGUCGGGAGUUGGCGAUGUCCUCGGAGUUAGGUAGGUCCGGUUCGAUCUCGCGAAAGACCGAGGAUAGGAGGCCGUCGAUAGAGUCGAGGCACACUAGGUACCGUAGACGAAACAGCAGUUGCCCGGAGGCUAGGGACCUCGAGCUGCUCGAGAAGAGGCAGCAGCAGCAGCGUAGCCAGCAACAAGCCCAACAACAACCGAGUCAACAACAGCAGCAGGGUAGUAAGAGGAACGUAGCGAUCAGCGAUACCCUCGAGUACUACGAGUACUCGAUGGAGAGCGAGAGCCAGUGCAGCGAGAACUGCGGAUUUGGCCCGUGCGAUCCGCGUAGGCCCCGUAACCGAGCACCCCACCCCGGUAACGCUAAUUCAAGUCUCUUUGAUUCCCAAACCGCUACCUCCGACACUGCUAAAAACUACCACCCACGGGCCGUCGAUCACCACGAUACCUCACGAAACACGAAAACGUCGACGCGCGACAACCUCGACGAAUCCAACACCGUGGCCCCGUCGUCUACCCCCCUGACGUCGUCCAUUCGACGCCGUUCGCGGAAAAAAUCCGCCCAUGACACCGCCGCUGAACAACGCGACGACGACCCGCGGGAUCGCCGAUCCUCCUCCAUGCCCGAAAGCAGCGAGUACAGCGGACAGUCGAGCUCGUACGAAAAGACCUCCAGGAGUCAGGCGGCAGAUAACGAGCACGACGAACACGCCAAAAGGGGCCAGUUCACUAGGAGUCUUAGCAACACCGAUGCGCCGCAGGACGAGAAAGUUGACGGUAGUUUGAGCGAUACGGCGAUCGGUCUGAACGUUGAAGACUCCUCGAGGAGGGGUCGUAAGAGUUCUCCCGGGAGUAAAAGCGGAAGCGGAAGUAGUAGCGGUGGCGGAAGCGCGGUGCAGUAUCAGUCAGGUCUGGGGAAGAAGAGUAACAGCACCAGUCAACUGUCCGCCACAGAGUGCGGUAUCGGCGGGAUCUUCCUCGGAAGUGGUAGCUCGGAGGCACGUGUCGGUUUAUCGAGCCGGAAACGCAACAGCACCCCGAGCAGCAUACAACGUUCCGAGGAGAUUGUACCCUAUCAACGCUUUGAAUCCGGAAAACAGUCGGGAUCGGUGGCCAGUGACACAGCCGGAAGUCUCAACUCGAUCUCUAGUUCCGAAGGAAGCUCUUGGUCUCCCAGUCUACGAAUGACAGGCGAAACUGGCCAGUUGAGAGACUUCAUUGAAGAUCUGGGUCCUGGACAAGUUGUGGGAAGACAGGCACUGGGUGCUCGUUGUUUGGGAGGGAUCCAGUUGUCGUUGACUCAGAAGAAGGGAUACCUUGAAGUGGAGGUCAUACGUGCCAAAGACCUUAAGCCAAAACAGGGCAGUAAAGCGAUUCCAGCUUCCUACGUGAAAGUUUACCUGGUGAACGGCAAGAAAUGUAUCGCAAAAGCGAAAACGGACGCGGCAAGGAAAACGUUGGACCCAUUUUACCAGCAAUCGUUAUCCUUCAGAGAGAACUGUCGGGGUUGCAUACUGCAGGUGACAGUAUGGGGUGAUUACGGCCGAUUAGAGGGGAAAAAAGUGUUCAUGGGCAUCGCGCAGAUCGUGUUGGACGAACUGAACCUCAAUGAGAUGGUGUUCGGGUGGUACAAGCUGUUCGGCAACAUAUCCCUGGUCAGUGGACCUCCAUCCUUAGCUUUGUCCCGUCGCUCCUCGGCCACGUCCUUAGAGUCCUUUAAAAUCUAAACGAUCCUUCCUCUUUACACUUAACGAAACGUAGUGCAACGUUUUAACUUUAACUCCCGAUGGAAAAAAUAUAUAUAUUUGAGCGCGUUUAUC
Messenger RNA from Megachile rotundata (alfalfa leafcutting bee), 7590 nucleotides. It is a transcript of the gene Rim, whose product is annotated as Rab3 interacting molecule. Gene Ontology annotation, biological process: positive regulation of synaptic transmission; calcium ion-regulated exocytosis of neurotransmitter; intracellular protein transport. Gene Ontology annotation, molecular function: transmembrane transporter binding; small GTPase binding. Gene Ontology annotation, cellular component: cytoskeleton of presynaptic active zone; presynaptic membrane. Lineage: Eukaryota; Metazoa; Arthropoda; Insecta; Hymenoptera; Megachilidae. The record is from RefSeq and is a predicted model, not a curated record.